Grus americana (Whooping crane) is the source of this 3721-nucleotide messenger RNA. RefSeq names its product lymphocyte cytosolic protein 1 (gene LCP1). Bases 485 to 2359 code for a protein of 624 amino acids. Gene Ontology annotation, cellular component: actin filament; actin filament bundle; cytoplasm. Gene Ontology annotation, molecular function: actin filament binding; calcium ion binding. The transcript has 16 exons. The record is from RefSeq and is a predicted model, not a curated record. Gene Ontology annotation, biological process: actin filament network formation; actin filament bundle assembly. Lineage: Eukaryota; Metazoa; Chordata; Aves; Gruiformes; Gruidae.
GGAGACCUUGUUGUUCUGUGAGUCUAAAAUGCGUCUGCGUUUAAUUGCCAAAGAGAGAAGGUGUUUCGUGUGCGCGUGUGUGCGCGCAUGCAUGUGCUUAGAGAAUGGAACUGAAGAGGCGUAAAAGUGCAAGAAAGCGGACCAUGCUCAUGGACCUAUGGUAGUAGCGCUGUAUUGCCUUAUAAAGACAAAAAAAUCUAUUUUACUAUGACGUUUUUUCACCAGUUACUUCCUUCUCUGGGCUCAGUCUCGGGCUUGCAGUCUUGGGCUUGACUAGCUGCUCUGCGUAAAAGGAGGGUUUUCCUAGUCACGCAGCAACCUGCUUCAGCAUACUACUUUGCAGUUCCCCAGCCUACAAAAAGUUUUAUUUUUCUUUUUAAAGAAGUUCUUCCCUUUCCACUGGAUUUGCAGCUCUCGAGCAGUUGCUCCGCAGGUUGGACCCACCGCUUGAGCUUGGGAGACCUGCCACUCAGAGAAAUAAGAAAUGGCAUCGACAGCACACUUCUCGGAGGAGGAGAUGGCAGAGCUACGAGAGGCUUUCAGCAAAGUCGAUAUCAGUGGGAACGGCUUUAUCCACGCCAAUGAUUUAACAGAUGUGUUGAAGGCAGCCAAUCUCCCUCUCCCAGGAUAUAAAGCCAGAGAACUCAUUCAGAAUUUGACAACCACGGGGGAUGGCAGGAUCAGUUUUGAUGAAUUUAUUUCAAUUUUCCAAAACCUGAAGAGUGAUGACGUUGCUAAGUCAUUCCGAAAACAAAUCAACAAAAAGGAGGGGAUCUGUGCUAUCGGUGGGACAUCCGAGCAGUCCAGUGCUGGCACACAACACUCUUACUCAGAGGAAGAAAAGUAUGCCUUUGUCAACUGGAUUAAUAAAGCCCUUGAGAAGGACCCUGACUGUAAACACGUGGUCCCAAUGAAUCCAGAAACAGAUGACCUCUUCCAGGCUGUUGGUGAUGGCAUAGUGCUUUGUAAGAUGAUCAACUUUUCAGUGCCAGAUACCAUUGAUGAGAGAACAAUCAACAAAAAGAAACUCACGCCCUUCACAAUACAGGAAAAUCUGAACCUGGCCCUGAACUCCGCUUCAGCCAUUGGGUGCCAUGUUGUUAACAUUGGAGCUGAAGACUUAAAAGAAGGGAAACCUUACCUGGUUUUGGGUCUUUUAUGGCAAGUCAUCAAAAUUGGACUCUUUGCUGACAUAGAAAUCAGCAGGAAUGAAGCCUUGAUCGCUCUUCUGAGAGAAGGAGAGAGCCUGGAGGAUCUGAUGAAGUUGUCUCCAGAGGAACUGUUGCUGAGGUGGGCAAACUAUCACCUGGAGAAUGCGGGAUGUAACAAAGUCAACAACUUCAGCUCAGACAUCAAGGACUCAAGAGCUUAUUACCAUUUGCUGAACCAAGUUGCCCCCAAGGGAGAUGAAGAAGGCAUUCCGGCUAUUACUAUUGACAUGUCAGGAUUAAGGGAGAAGGACGAUGUGCAGCGAGCGGAGUGCAUGCUGCAGCAGGCGGAGCGGCUGGGCUGCCGCCAGUUCGUCACGGCCACCGACGUCGUCCGGGGGAACCCAAAGCUAAACUUGGCCUUCAUCGCCAACUUGUUCAACAAAUACCCUGCCCUGCAUAAGCCAGAGAACCAGGACAUUGACUGGAGCUCUAUUGAAGGUGAGACAAGGGAAGAGAGGACGUUCAGGAACUGGAUGAACUCCCUGGGCGUUAAUCCACGUGUAAAUCACUUAUACAGUGACCUGUCAGAUGCCUUGGUUAUCUUCCAGCUCUAUGAAAAGAUCAAAGUGCCAGUAGACUGGAACAGAGUGAACAAACCACCAUAUCCUAAACUGGGUGGCAACAUGAAGAAGCUUGAAAACUGCAACUAUGCAGUGGAACUGGGAAAGAAUCAAGCCAAAUUCUCCCUUGUUGGCAUCGCUGGGCAAGAUCUGAAUGAAGGAAACCGUACGCUCACGUUGGCCUUAAUCUGGCAGUUGAUGAGAAGGUACACCCUGAAUAUCCUUGAAGACAUUGGUGGUGGAGAGAAGGUCAAUGAUGAAAUCAUUGUCAGCUGGGUCAAUGAAACACUGAUUGCAGCCGGGAAGGAUUCAACCAUCUCCAGUUUCAAGGACAGCAAAAUCAGCACCAGUAUGCCAGUCCUGGAUCUCAUUGAUGCCAUUCAGCCAGGAUCAAUCAAAUAUGACCUCUUGAAAACAGAGGACCUGAAUGAUGAGGAGAAACUAAAUAAUGCUAAAUAUGCCAUCUCUAUGGCAAGAAAAAUUGGAGCAAGAGUCUAUGCCCUUCCAGAAGACCUGGUUGAAGUAAAACCCAAAAUGGUCAUGACAGUGUUUGCUUGCCUUAUGGGAAAAGGCAUGAAGAAAGUUUAAAGCACAAAAGACUUGUACUGAUGCCUGGUAUUCACCCUUUUGAUUCCCUCAAACUGGAUGCUCUUCUCCGUAUCAAGGAAAAAUGCAAGGUGCUCAUGCUUUUCAGGUGUGAAUGUUAUACACAGUUCCCGAUCGUACAAAAGUUGUGUAUCUGAGUGUAUCCAGGAAAUGUUUUGUUUUGAACAGUAACAUGUGCUUGAUUUCUUUGCCUUAUUUUCCACUUUGCUAGAUAUACCCAUUUCAUAUUCCUGAAUAAGUUUUCAAUAGCGAGGCCUAUACAUAUCCUUUUAUUAAUGGAUACCAGGGUUUUCUGUCAGAGGUCACCUGGAGAUCUUUGUCUUGGAAUGUACGGACAGCUUUUAGGAUUAUGAAAUGUUAUAUACUGCUUCUGCCUGAAAAUGUCUUCAUGCUUUUGGUAGCAUUUCUGCCAUACUUUCCUUCGGUUUGCACCCAGGAUAACAGAAAGGGUUUCCCCAAGCCAAUGCAAGUAUUAGUGACUAUGUUUUUGGAACAGUACGAUCCUCUUAGGAAAUUCUUGUAGAAAGAGACAAGUGUUUGGGGUCUGCGAUGUGUUGCUGGUAUGUAAUCUGAGCAGUACUUUUCCCUGCAAGUUAUGCCUCUGCCAUCAGUGGCAUUACUCACAGAGUACGUUACUACUCACUGAAAAAACCAUACCUUAACCUGGUCCUCCAAGAACACCAAAAUCUGGAACCUUUGCCAGAAAUGCUCUCCAAAGGAUAAUUCAUUUUUAUGUCACAAUACACUUAAAACAUAAGCAGAUCGCAAAGCAUGAUAGAAAUGAAAAACAUGUUAAAGAAACUAAGGGGAUAUACCCAGUUAGUAGCAAUAUAAGUGAACCAAAGGGAUGCAGAAUGAUAUAUUUAUGAUGGGGUGAAUAAAAAUUAAACUCUCUUAACUUCACAGACUUGCACUCAAAGGGCUGUGGCCCUGGUUCAGGAGAGCAUUUAAAUCUGUGCUUGCAUAUGAAACACAUACUAAAAUGCUUCCCUGAACCCAGGCUGGGAUCCUCAAAGGAGCUAAAUCAGCUAGCUUUGCAGCUAACAAGGCGCUGUCAGUUUGCCUCAGUCAAGGACCUAGCCCCAUCUGCGGAUAGUCAGUAGGUUAUAUUUGCACUGAAUCUCUUCCUUGGCAUAAGUCAUUUACUGUUCUGGCCUUUACACGGAUUUUACUGUGGUGAAAUGCAGAAGGAGGGAAUUUUGCCUUAAUGCAAUCCCGUUGACACAGUCUCAGUCCCCUCCCUCUUCUCCUCCCGCCCCUCCAGCCCCUUCAGAAUUGCCUUAAUAAAAACCAAUAUUCAAUAACAUGAGAAGUCUCUCCAAAUAAAUAUUCUAUAAAGUCAAA